AUGGUAGCAGUGAUUUUAAAUGCAGACAGUUUCAGUAUGGGCAACACACUGAGAGCAAUCAUUGCCUUCAUCCCUUCUGAUGAUUGCCAGAAAUACCUCCUGGGAGACCUUGAAGAGAUGCCAAUUGAUAGAAUGGUGGAUCUCAGCAGCAGGCAGCUGAGGAGAUUUCCCUUGCAUGUUUGUUCAUUCAGGGAGCUCGUCAAGCUGUACUUGAGCGACAAUAACCUGCAUCAGCUGCCCCCAGAGCUAGAACAGCUGCAGAAUCUCCAGAUCUUGGCAUUAGAUUUCAACAACUUCAAAGCGCUGCCCCUGGUGGUGUGCACCCUGAAGCAGCUGUGCAUCCUCUACCUGGGCAACAACAAGCUCUGCGACCUGCCCCAGGAGCUCAGUCUCCUGCAGAAUCUCAAAACCUUGUGGCUCGAGUCCAACUGCCUGAGCCACCUGCCCGAGGUAGUGUGUGAGCUGAGCCUCCUCAAGACCCUGCACGCCGGCUCCAACGCGCUGCAUACGCUGCCCGCCGGGCUGCGGUGCCUGCAGGAGCUGCGCUCCAUCUGGCUCUCCGGCAACCUGCUGGCUGACUUCCCCCCGGUGCUGCUGCACAUGCCAUUCCUGGAGGUGAUCGACGUGGAUCGCAAUGCCAUCAGGUCCUUCCCCAGCCUGGCUCACCUCCCCGGCCUCAAGCUGGUGAUCUACGACCACAACCCCUGCAGGAACGCGCCCAAGGUGGCCAAGGGGGUGCGCAGAGUGGGGAGGUGGGCAGAGGAGACCCCUGAGCCCAGGAAGCGCUCCGAGCUGGGCAGGGAGGAGGAGACCGAUGGCAAGGAACCACCACUUCCCCCUGACAAGCAGCCCCAGCCCUGCUAA
Messenger RNA from Mauremys mutica (yellowpond turtle), 864 nucleotides. It is a transcript of the gene LRRC10, whose product is annotated as leucine rich repeat containing 10. Gene Ontology annotation, molecular function: protein binding. The transcript has a single exon. The coding region runs from base 1 to 864 and encodes 287 amino acids. NCBI's taxonomy places the organism in Eukaryota, Metazoa, Chordata, Testudines, Geoemydidae. The record is from RefSeq and is a predicted model, not a curated record.